Messenger RNA from Amoebophrya sp. A25, 6398 nucleotides. Lineage: Eukaryota; Dinophyceae; Syndiniales; Amoebophryaceae. The record is from the annotation of a GenBank genome assembly.
AUGAACGGCAGAAUCUCCGACGGGAUGUUGGUGGUGAAAAAUACGUUUCUGGAUGUGGCGAAGCUGCCAGAUGAUAUUCCAAGGUCUGUCACCGAACCGAUUCAAAUUACGGCAUCAUCUAACUGUGUAUUAUAGUUGUAUAAAUCGACUUCCACAGUAGUAAAAAUAGUAGUAGUAGUAGUAAACCCAAACCCAAUCCAGGGGUACCUCGGUACUUGCAUUUCCAUGCAUUUUCUAGAUAGGAUGUAUUUAUUAGAUGCAUCAAUUUCCAUCUUUCGUGGUCCUGUUUUGUUUAAAAGGGAACACUAUGGGGAUCAUACGUAUGCAUUAACAUCUUCCUCCCGGUUUUAAAGGUUUGAAAACUACUAGGUGCUGAAAUGCAGAGGCAGAAAAAACGACUUGUAGUGAAGAGAAGAGGCAAGAAGAAGAAGAAGUGCAACGAAUUUAAUCAAUUAUACCCCGCGAUGGGGUACACUACUACUACUACUACUAUACGGAGGAGGUUACGGAUUUCUGAUUUCAAACAAGGUGGAGUUAUUCUUAUUCUUAUGGUAGUUUCUUUAGGGCUAUACCUCCACACGUAUUUUUAUGGUCCCUCUACCUCUAAUAUAUGGGCUCGCACCCAGCAGUGUCAAUCACGUGAUAUCAUGGUCUCGCACACUUCUAUUCCAGAAAGCGAUGCAGAGUAUAUCGGUAACCUACUCUACACCACGACCGACGCCAUCGAUCGAGGAGUCAGCAGGAGGUCGUUGGCGAGCAGUGAGGUACUCACCAUUUUUUAGUUAGCAGAGAUGAAAUCUGAAAAACGAAAAACAUCAAACAUAUAUUAUAAAUAUCGCAUAAGAUGAUUUUGCCCCCUUGCUAGUUCUUGGUGCAGCAUCAGAUCAUCUAACCUUCUCCUUUCCAGCAGCUUUCUGCAGCCUCACCAGAACGUAUGGUAACGUGGGACGAAUAUAAACCUGCACAAGGAUACGACAACAGAUGGCAAAAGGAUUUGAGGAAGUAUUUUUUUGUGGUUCAGGGAAGUCGUAGGACAAUUCCGAACCGACUAACAUCAUCAUUUUUUUGUGGUGGGAUUUUUAUGUCAUAAUUCGACAUGAGUGAAUGACUCUGAGUCUCCGAGUAAAAAGUAUCGAUGAAAAAUAUUUUUUCUCUUCGGUUUGAAAAAUAUUUCAUGUUGAUCAAUCUUUGAUUAAUCAGCCAAUUGAGCAAUGCGAAUGAAUCGACCAAUCUCAAUGAAUGAGCCAAUCUCAAUUGCCAAUGAAUCAAUCAGGGCGUGUAGCGGUCCUGCUGAUGACAGUGGGAGCUAUUCUCGGCAAACCGCACAACCAAAGGACGGCUACCACCACCAGCCAACUCUGUCAUACAGUGGCGACGACACUGAGCGAACUCCUAUUGGGUAUGGCCGGCAGUAUAACUAUCCAGUCGAGGGGGUUGUAGGACAGCAUGGAUCCUUCUCUUCUCGUGAGUUCGCGACAGGCACUGGCUACUAUCAACAUCUUGCUGCUUCAUUUAAGGCUUACUCAUAUUCUUUUUCUUUCAUCUUAAGAAUAGGAUGUACUUAGUAGUACUACUUAGCAUGAUGGCCAUUACAAUAAUAUCUGCGCUACUUUAUCCUAUACCUACAUUUCUUCCUUUUUCUUUCCUAGUUAGUUUGGCUCCACCCAUGUUAUAAGAGGUAAAGGUAUCUUGGAGGGGCCGCUUUGUAAGAGAAUAUGGCUACUAAGAUGCUCUUCAGGAGGAUGAAUAUCACGUUUCAAGCGUCUAACAGAUCCAAUUCGACCAUGCUUGUAGGAGAAAGGACAGCUUCGCGCCUUGCUCCUUCUCCACCUCCUCCUGGUCUCGGCAAUGGAGUUGGACCUCAACAUUCGUCGGCCUGUAUUAACUUAGCAGGAGGAAUGCCAGGAGUUGUAGUCGGAGGUAGAGAUCACCCACGUAGUAGAGCAGAUCACCCACUUGGUGUUCCUACUGUAGUUAAGGCUAACUACUACUACAAUAAUACUCAAUGUUGCACCUUCCUCAGGAGCAUCUUUAUGAUCCCGGCUGUUCUCAAAGGAAAAGAAACGCGCGCCAAAGGUUUUGAUGGUAGUUGCAACAUCACGACUAUCUUCACUUCUAACUAUUGUGGCAGUUGUAACAUCCCUUGCGGCUCUCGAGGUGGAGGUCCUCGACUUGGCGCGAGCUUCGUAGAACAGCAGCGACACCAGCAAGAACAACUCGUGAAGGAAUUGAUGGCACACUCUGCGUCUACCACGAAGGAAGCUCCUGGUGGAGUGGAUUGUUCGCGCGAAGGUGGCUUAGUGUCAGUGCCGGCUUAUGCAUUGAGCAAACUUCUGGAACAAGUGCGAGACAUAGGAGCUGGAGGAGUUAGUGGCGUGGUUUCCGCCUCCAAUUCCCGAGGAGGCGCUUCCGGUGGUGCAACUUCAACAAAUCAUGGAGGUCUGCGUGGAGGAGGACUAGGGGGCAACAACAACGGAGUCGCAGGAGGAAUAGGACGAGGUCAAGGUUUCAAUCACCAGAAUUGUGUCCAAAAUGGAGGUUCACGCGGUGACGCAGUGACACCUGGAAGCAUGAGCUCGCCAGGUACUGUACAAAGUAGAUUUCUUGGAAGCUCAGGAGGAGGAGGCCCAGGCACGGGUAACACCACGCCUUACGGUGACCUUCAGGGUAUGGGCGGACCCCAAGGAGGUGGACUCCAAAAUCCUUUACAUGGAGCACUAGGUUUGGAUAUGAGCGCUUUGCAAGCCGCUCCCGGUUCGUCUCUGGUGGAUGGCAACGGUGGAGUUUCCUCGUUCUCUUCUUCAAGAGCAGUUCUGUCUCCUAGCUCGCAGCAGUUCGCUACUUCGCUCUUCAAUCCCUACACUGGUGCCUUUCCCGGUGCAGCAGGAAUGGGAGUAGGCGCAGCUUUCCCGCCCACAGCUUCUCUGUACAAUCAUCUAGGAACAGGUGGUGGAGGAGGCACCAGUGCCUCUACGAGUUGUAAUCACCACACGCCGGGAGGAGCCACCACGGCAGGAUUAUUAGGAGCCACAGCGGAACCAGCAGUACGCUUAGUCGGCUACAAUGGAGGUGCUGGUGGACAGUAUAAUGGUCAGUACAAUGCCAUGGCUGGAGGCUAUCUGCCCUCGGCUCUUCCGUCUGCACUGCCACCAAAUGAUAAUGGUAGUGACGCUCCUUCAGGCCAUUUUGGUUUUGCGCCGACGCUUCCAAUGGUCAGGGGACCUGGCAUGUACGGAGGUGCAGCAAACGGAGCUGUAGCUAAUGGAGGCACGGUAGAUCCAUCUAAUUCUUUUCAUCUUCCUGGUGAACAAGCACAACUAGACCACAAUAAUGGCGAAACCAGUGGGAAAUCCAGAGCAUGUAACAAAGGUUCUUCAUCAGCAGGCUAUAACAACAAUCAUAGAGUAGAAGUAGGGGGUGGUGCAGGAGCUAAUAACCACCAGGUUGACUUGAUGUUCGGUGCAGGCUCGAAUGUUGCUGCUGUCGGAGGUGGAGCUCCUCCUUCUAACACAGCCAUUCUUCAGCAGCACAGGAGCUCCUCUGGAGUUCUUGCUUCUCGAGAACAGAGUCGUGGUUCAGUGUUUCCUAUGGACGCCAAUGCUGUUGCCAAUAUCAUGAUGAACAACUUGCAGAAGCAGACGAUAGCAAGUAGUAUUUCCUCCUCAUGUGGUGCUGGACAGGCUGGACAUCAUCAUGCUGGGUUCUACAGACCGCCACAACGUGGAGGUGGUGAUUCUUCUGUGUAUGGUAGUUACAAUGCGCCUCCUGGAUCGAAUGGACGAUACGGAGAAAAUAAUCCCACCAGUAACACAACGCCAACGGGCGCAACGAAUGCACAUGCCCGGCAGCUUUUCGCGCACCUCAGGGCCGAGGGAGAGGAUAGAGGCGGAGAAGAACCGCCGAUCCUGUCAGUCGGCAAAGGAGGAAAGAACUCAUCUUGGAGACAACAACAAGUAGUAGAUCCAUUUGGCGGUGUGAAGACGCUUCAAGGACCCGCCAAGGGAGGCAAGAAUCACGAAGGACAACAAAAUCGAAAUGAAGGCAACGGUAGAUGGGGUGACUCUGACUACACCAUCAACAUGUCCUCGAAAGGGAACAAUAAUUAUCAACAAAAGGCUCCUGUUUACAACAAUAAUGAAAGGCCAGUUGGAGGGAGUCGUUACGACAGUGUCCUGGGACAAAAAAAAAGAGUCUAUGAUGGAAUGCCAGGGACAAAUAAUGGUCAAAAUAUUAAAGUACAAAACAACAAUAAGCGUCGCGGUAGAAAGAAUAAUGUUGAAGCAGGAGCGGCACUUGCUAAUGGAAGUACUCCUCGACAACACACUGCUCGACAACAAACUGGAGGCAGUACUUCAAAUGUUGGCAACAAUAAUAAUCAAACUAAUAGUAACAUCAGUAACGGAGGUAGUGCUGGGACCAGGCAACAAAACGGCAAUAAAAACAACAAGCAGAAUAACGGCAACGAAGGCAAUGGAGGUAAUAGCACUUCUACAGCAGACAACGACGCUAAACAGAAUAAGCAGCACAACGGUAAAGGCUCCUCUGGAAAGGAUUCAUCUGUCACGCGGCAACGCAUCUCAGAGCGGUGUACAACUUCUGGGGGGAAGACAGAUGGUUCCUCACUCGGUGGUCGCAGUUCCACUCUCGUAGAGGACGGCUUCUCUCCCCAAGGAGCCGAAGGCGAAAACAAUAAAGCUGCCCCUGGUUCCGGAAAAGCGUCAGAUCAUUCUGGGCCACCUAGUGCUCAAGGAGAUGGUGAUGGUGCUAAUAAGCUGGACUCUGACAUCAACGCAAUUCAAGAAGCCUCUGCUUCAAAGGCUGUCCCCUCAUCAAGUAGAACCCCGUCUAAGGAGUACAAUUUUACAACAAAACCCUCACUAGUACCACAUAGCAUCCCCGCUACGCCUCAUUCACUAGUUCGACAAGUUUCGUGCACCACUGGCGCACACAGAGUUGUUUGGAACGUCGAAGGCAAACGUCUGAAGAGCACCGACAAGGUAAAUUUAUCGUGGAGUAAUUGUAAUGACUCUUACAGCUGCAGCUGCAUCUUCAACAUCCUUUUUAUAGCUAGUCAAGUAUGGAUCCGGUUAUAGUUUUCCGUCUAUUCUACUUAGGCUAUCUAUCUUCGAUCUAGUAGAUUUUGUAUAAAAAUGUCUCCUCUAGUACUUAUUAAUUUGUUUUUCAUCUUCGACAAUGAUCUAUGACAGCUGUGCGUCUCACCGGCUUUUUCCUUGGGGGGUUUGGAAAGCGUGAAGUAUCGCAUUGUGCUCUACCCACAAGAAGCAAGCACUUUCAAGGGUCAAGGAAAUUUCCGAACAAGUAAGGGAAAAGGUACUGGAGUCAGAGUCUAUCGUCCUAGUUAACUUCCGAACAAGGAAGGGAAAAGGUACUUCUGGAGUCGUCUAGGAUUCUAUUGCACUAUCCUAUCCUUCCUAUGCUGGAGAACGAAGAUUUUUUUAUCGCGAAAACAGAUGCAACAGAGGAAGGAAGAAAUAGCAGACAUCAGUCUUGCAACUAGUAUAAUUAGAGAUGCUACUAACACCCCGCGAGCAGAGGGUACAUCAAUCAGUCAGUCAGUCGAUCAAUCAGGUAAAAUCGUGUUGAAGUGUGACUCUGCGGACACGGAUGUGAAAGCUGGAGAGGAAGUUGCUUUUCAGCUCGUUUUCAGAUUCUUCCUCGGUGAUCUCUCGGGGAAUCCGUCUUUGUCGAAACCUGUCCGAAAUGACUUCACAGCACUGCCGACUGCUGGAUUGAGGAAAAUGGAUGAGGUAAAAAUAUCCAGAAUUAAAGAACUUAUUAUACCCCAUGAGUGGGUACAUCUAUCUAUCUAUCUUCAUAUUAAUUCUUGUUUUUGGAACUCAGGAGCUGACUGCUCGUAUCCUUUUUUUAAUCAUCCAACCAUAGUACCAAGUAUCUGCUACCAUGAAAAACAUAUAAAUCAAUUCACCUUAAUAUUAAAACAAAGUAUCAUUAUGCUUGCUAGUAGUGGCCUAGAACAUAAUCCACCCACCAGCACCUCAAUAUAUUCAUUGAAAAUCGAUUCAUCUCAUCAUCACCAACAGAUCUGGGACUUCGGAAAGUCGGUUUCGAAGGGGACGUUGAUUGUUGGCGUAGAAGUCAUCUCUGGAUCAGCGGCUCCGACUCCGGAAUCCUGGUUGAGUCCUGGAGGAGAGAAUGAACUCAAGAAAGUGCCAAGUACUGAAGCAGAUUCUUGUAAGACGGACGAGGGACGAGCAGCGAAGGAUGAGGAUACCACCAAAAAGUCUGAGCAGGCUGCGAAUGAAGUAGUAGAUGAGUUAGACGCGGCAAGUGUCGCUGAGGACAAAGAUACCAAGGAACAGAGGUGGGAAGACCAAGCUGUCACAAUUGCGAAUGGUACAGCAUCUCCGACAGCAUAA